CUUGUCAGACAUCGGGGAAAGCAAUCAAGCAAGCAGCGGCCGCAUCGAUCGGAGCGGAGAAAUUCCCCAACUCUGCUCACCCUCACCGUUGCCGACGACUUCGUGCGGCGGCGAAGAGGAGAGGCGAUGGGAGGGGGAGACGCCAGCGGCGGCGACGGGCCGGAGCAGGAGCUGAAGCGGGCUGCUGCGGCGGCGUACAACUACGAGGGCGACGCGCGCUGGGCGGAGUACUGGUCCAACAUCCUCGUCCCCCCUCACCUCGCCUCCCGCCCCGACGUCGUCGACCACUACAAGCGCAAGUUCUACCAGCGAUACAUCGAUCGUGAUUUGGUGGUUGAGCCGAUGUCAUCCACUGGUUCCACCCAGCCAAGCGGACCAGAAGUAAGGUCUUCGUCCUUCUCAUCCAGUGAGAAUGUCAGGGCCCGUAGUUCAGGAUCAAGUUCCAGAUCAGCUGCACCACCGCCCCCACCGCCACAAACAGACAGUGCUACAAAUCCCUUACGGUUUGAUGCACGGACCAUACACUUCUCCAUUAAUGCCUGGGUACUUGUUGUUGCUGGUCUGGGGAUGCUUCCAAUUUUGCCAAAACAUCUUGCAGAUAGAGCCUGCAAACUUUCAUUGCUGGGAACAAUACUCUCCUCUGCAUACUCUCUAUACAGCACUUAUGGGAAACCAAGAGCAUGGAACAUGCCUGCAGUCCAGGGUUGGUUGCAAGCUGUACUUGGAACCAAGGAUUUUAUCCAUUUGAUGUUCUCUCUUAUGCUCUUCACGUCUCAGUUGCACUUAAAAAUUGCUGCACUACCUGUGUUCUGCUGGGCACUUGAUCAUGUUGCUAGAUUCCUAAGGCGUAAUUUUGCUCGCUCAUCCUUCUAUAGGAGUUACUUGGAGGAACCCUGUCUUUGGGUAGAGACAAAUAACACUACACUCAGUCUCCUCAGUUCAAAUGCUGAGAUUGCCUUGGGUUUUCUUCUGAUCAUAUCACUUUUCUCGUGGCAACGUAGCAUAAUUCAGACAUUCAUGUACUGGCAGGUGUUGAAGCAGAUGUACCAUGCUCCUGUAACCGCUAGCUACCACCAGAGCGCGUGGGCGAAAAUUGGCCGGAUUGUCAACCCGUACAUCCAUCGCUAUGCACCAUUCCUCAAUACACCCAUUUCUGCAGCCCAAAGAUGGUGGUUCAGGUAGCAAGGCUGAGGACAGAAUCACGAUAUUUGCAGAUCUGAUCAUGCGGAGAACUUAUCUACAAUGUGUUUUGAAGAGCUAUUACAAACUUAGCACGCCGUUGCUCUCGUCAUGAUGGAGCUGUGCAUCAUAAAAACUCCUGCAAGUAGUUCCCUUUUGUAUUGGCUUAUACUUUGAGGUUAACAUUGAUGCAAGAACGGUGUUAUAAACCCUGGAGGGCUUUUUCACCACCGUAAUGCUCGAUCAGUGAUCACGACGAUGUUCUAUAUAAUUCCUGCCAAACUCAGGCUGACCUGUAUACAAUGGAUUGCUCUUAGAUUGCAUCAUCUAUUCAUGAGUGGCUAUGAAAUA
This is a messenger RNA of Oryza sativa Japonica Group (Japanese rice), 1530 nucleotides long. RefSeq lists its product as uncharacterized. Gene Ontology annotation, cellular component: endoplasmic reticulum; membrane. Gene Ontology annotation, biological process: endoplasmic reticulum tubular network organization; membrane organization. NCBI's taxonomy places the organism in Eukaryota, Viridiplantae, Streptophyta, Magnoliopsida, Poales, Poaceae. The record is from RefSeq and is a predicted model, not a curated record.